Alligator mississippiensis (American alligator) is the source of this 3705-nucleotide messenger RNA. It is a transcript of the gene TPBGL, whose product is annotated as trophoblast glycoprotein like. Gene Ontology annotation, biological process: negative regulation of canonical Wnt signaling pathway. The coding region runs from base 1 to 1035 and encodes 344 amino acids. Gene Ontology annotation, cellular component: plasma membrane. The transcript has a single exon. The record is from RefSeq and is a predicted model, not a curated record. Gene Ontology annotation, molecular function: protein binding. Lineage: Eukaryota; Metazoa; Chordata; Crocodylia; Alligatoridae.
AUGGCCGGCCCGCGGGUGCUGGUGCUAGCGCUGGCGCUGGCGCUGGGGCCGGGGCCGGGGCCGGCGCGGGGCUGCCCGCCGCCCUGCUACUGCUUCGCCACGCCGGAGCUGGCGCAGUGCCACUACACGCGGCUGCAGCAGCCGCCCGCCGGGCUGCCCCGCGCCGUGCACAACCUGACCGUGCUGGGCGCCCGCCUGCCCGCCCUGCGCCCCGGCGCCUUCGCCGGCAACGCCAGCGCCGCGCUGCGCGACCUGCAGCUGCGCGCCGACGGCAUCGAGCGCAUCGAGGACGGCGCCUUCGCCGGGCUGCCCGCGCUGCGCGCCCUCGACCUCAGCCGCAACCCGCUGCGCGCCCUGGCGCCCGGCGCCUUCGCGGGGCUGCCGCGCCUGCGGGCGCUGCGCCUCAACCAGGCGCUGCCCCUCCUGCCCGCCGAGCAGCUGGGCGCCGCGCUGCGCAACCUCAGCGGCCUGCGCCGGCUGGAAAUCGCGGGCAACGCGCUGCGCGCCCUGCCCGCCGCCGCCCUGCCCGCCGGCCUCGAGGAGCUGGACGCGCGCAACAACUCGCUGGCGGCGCUGGGCGAGGAGGAGCUGGCCCGCCUGCGGGAGCCCGGCCUGGCCCGCCUGCGCCUGCUGCUCGCCCGCAACCCGCUGCGCUGCGACUGCGCGCUCCGGCCGCUGCUGGCCUGGGCGCGCAACGCCAGCGCCCGCCUGCCCGACGCCGGCUCCUGGCGCUGCGCGGAGCCGCCCGCGCUCGCCGGGGCCCCCGCGCUGCGCCUCCGCGCCCCGCAGCUCGGCUGCGCCGGCCCCGCCGAGCCGCCCGAGCUCGAGACCGCCUCCUACGUCUUCUUCGGCAUCGUGCUGGCGCUCAUCGGCCUCGUCUUCCUCAUGGUGCUCUACCUCAACCGCCGCGGCAUCAAGCGCUGGCUGCGCAACCUGCGCGAGGCGUGCCGCGACCAGAUGGAGGGCUACCACUACCGCUACGAGCAGGACGCCGAGCCCCGCCGCGCCUCGCCCGCCACCGCCGCCGGGUCCUGAGCCGCCCCCCGCCCCGGAGCCCUGCUGCCCCCUGCUAGACCUCCCCUUCUGGCCCCUGAGCCGCCCCCCGGGCUUCCCUGCCCGGCCUCUGAGCCCCUGCUGCCUGCCUGCCGGGCUUCCCUCCCGGCCCCUGCUACCCACCCGGCUCCCCCUCCUGAGCCCCUGCUACCCACCCAGCUCCCCCUCCUGAGCCCCCGCUACCCACCUGGCUCCCCCUCCUGAGCCCCUGCUACCCACCUGGCUCCCCCUCCUGAGCCCCUGCUACCCACCUGGCUCCCCCUCCUGAGCCCCUGCUACCCACCUGGCUCCCCCUCCUGAGCCCCUGCUACCCACCUGGCUCCCCCUCCUGAGCCCCUGCUACCCACCCGGCUCCCCCUCCUGAGCCCCUGCUACCCACCCGGCUCCCCCUCCUGAGCCCCUGCUACCCACCUGGCUCCCCCUCCUGAGCCCCUCCUACCCACCUGGCUUCCCCUCCUGAGCCCCCGCUACCCACCCGGCUUCCCUUCCUGAGCCCCUGCUACCCACCCAGCUCCCCCUCCUGAGCCCCCGCUACCCACCCAGCUCCCCCUCCUGAGCCCCCGCUACCCACCCAGCUCCCCCUCCUGAGCCCCCGCUACCCACCCAGCUCCCCCUCCUGAGCCCCCGCUACCCACCCAGCUCCCCCUCCUGAGCCCCCGCUACCCACCCAGCUCCCCCUCCUGAGCCCCCGCUACCCACCCAGCUCCCCCUCCUGAGCCCCCGCUACCCACCUGGCUUCCCCUCCCAGCCCCUGGGUCCCUUCCCUGCCCCUGAGCCCCCACUGCCUGCCCAGCUCUCCCUCACUGUCCUCGGGCUUCCCCUCCCUGCCCCUGAGUCCACCCAGCUCCCCCGUGCUGCCCCUCAAGCUUCCCUUCACGGCUCCUAAGCUUGCACUGCCCGCCCGGCUCCCCCAUCGCCACCCCGACCCUGCACUGCCUGCCUGGCUCCCCCUCACUGCCCCAAAGCCCGCCAGGCUCCCCCUUCUACCCUCAGACUUCCCCGCGCUGCCCCUGAGCCCACGCUGCCUGCCCGGCUCCCCCUCGCCGCCCCUCAGGGUUUCCCCCACUGCCCGCCCUGCUACCCCCGAGGGAUUCUCUGCCCCCUCCAGGCAGCCGAGGAGCAAGCCACGGCUGUGCCCCCCUCAGGGGAUUGCUGCCCGCUGCUCUGUGGGGGAAGCCGCCUUCUGUGCCCAUCCCUGAGGGACCCCCUUAUGCCAAGGCAGGGCAUGUCCUGGAAGCUGCCCCUCUCAGCCCCCACAGGAGAGCCCACGGACCUUUUAGUCUGCCCUUGCCCUCCCUCUCUCCUGGGCACGGUUCAGGAAUGCCCACACGGCCAGGGCACGCCUUGAAGGACCCCUCCGCCAGCCCCAGCAUCUGCACGCACACGACUUGAUGGGGGCCGGGGCAGUCCUGUCUGCACCCCCCCUCAAGGAAUAAAGCAGAACCCCGCUCCCCCAAGUUUGCUGCACACCCGCACUCAUGUGAGGGGUCGUGCGGGCACUUGGCUGCCCCCCUUCCCAUCUAGGCAGCCGCCCCACUGAGCAACACGCACACACGCACCCCGGGGCUCUGGGGGCACACAAGUGUACAAGACCCUCCACGCAGAACCCCCCCCAGGCCUCUCUGCUCCUACCCCAGUGACCCAGGUGGGCUCUGACCCUACCAGAUGCCCCCAACCACUCACUCCCCUGAAGCAGGAUUCACCCCGGGGAGGUCCCAGUGGCCAGGGGGAUAUGAAUGUAUAGGGUCCGGCUCGACAGAACACCUCGCCUCCCACCAGAAAGCCCUCCGCUCUUGCAGGGGGUGCAUUUACUUCCCCCAGAAAAGAAACCUCUCCCCCAUGCCCUCUUAGACCCGCAGCCAAACAGUAGCUCCCUUUCCCCUGCGCAGGGAAGGUCCCCGGGAUGUCAGCCCGACACGUGAAGCCUCCUGUGGGCACCGGGGCAGCCCCAAAUGCACAGAAGAGCCCCCCACGGACUCCGCUGCACAGGAAGAGAAGAGUUUGUUUUACUUUCUCCUGUGUAACGACUGCUUUCUCCUGCAAACUGCUAGGGAACAACUCGCCCUGACUGCUUGCGGUGCACGGACCAAAGCUGCGUGCUCGCCCGGACACCGCGAGGGUGAGUUUCUGCUCGGCAAGCGGCUGAAAGCAGCGGGCUCAGCGUUGCUAAACUUUCCUCCAGGAUUGCAUUGGAGCCUAGACUUGACUUUUGCCAUGUACAGUUCUCUUUCGUAUUCUCUUUCUAUUUAACAGCUCCGAAAGCUAACUUGGUUUUCCCUUUCUUUUUUUACGCUCCAAAACACGGAGGAAAAAGACAACAGAAACCCAGAAGAAAUUAUAUCUUUUAAUUUAUUUAUUUUUGGAGCCCCUCUUUAUGGUGUCGGGCUCCACCAAACUGUCUUUUCCCAGGCACAAGAUAAUGCACCUGUACCAGGAAAGUCACUUCUCUGCAGGCUGUAUGCAUGCCGCUAAAGCACACGGAGGCAGAUCCUUUCUGACUGUGAAGUGUAACCUAGCCGAGGCUGCCUCCGAAAUCUUCGUAAUUCAAAAAACCGACAAAACCCCAAGCCUAUCGAUCUAGCUCUCUUGCACACGUUUGCUUUAGACCUGUGCCUGUUCCUAUAGCCUAGGGCAGAUAAAUUGAAAGCUGCA